CCAUGUUAGGUGGCUUAAAACCUGGCUGAGGGAUGGGUCUCCGAAUGUAACCGAGCGGGGGAUUGUCACGGCGCGGGUGCGUGCUAGUGGGGUCCUGCGGGAUCGGUUCUUGGCCCUGCCCGUUGCACGUCUUUAUCAGUGACCUGGGCGAAAACAUAAAACCACCCCUGAAAGAGCUGGCAGCUGGCGUCAGACCUGGGCGUGGGAAGCAGUGAAGAGCCUAGGUCAGUGAUAGAGCCCUGGAUCACUGGUGACCAGGGUGCAGGCAAACCCUGCACGUCAGAUGGUGGAACGUAACUGCACCAGAGGCCAGGCAUGGCGGCCAUACAUGCGAGGGGCCAUGGUGGAGAAUCACCUGAACGUGAGCGCCCAGAACGACGCUGGGGACGGGAUUGCGAGUGGCACAGAGGUGCCCAGCAGAGCGCCACAGUGGCCAACCCCAUGCCAGGGGCCUCUUCGGACCUGCUGCCCCACUUCCUGCUGGAGCCCCAGGAUGUCUACAUCGUCAAGAACAAGCCCGUGAGCCUGGCCUGCAGGGCGACGCCCGCCACCCAGAUCUACUUCAAGUGCAACGGGGAGUGGGUGCACCAGGGCGAGCACGUCACGCAGCGCAGCACGGACCAGGGCACCGGGCUGCCCCUCAUGGACGUCCGGAUCGAUAUCUCCCGGCAGCAGGUGGAGCGGAUCUUUGGGCUGGAGGAGUACUGGUGCCAGUGCGUCGCCUGGAGCUCCUCAGGGACCAGCAAGAGCCAGAAGGCCUAUGUGCGCAUUGCCUAUCUGAGGAAGAACUUUGAGGAGGAGCCGGUGGGCAGGGAGGUCUCCAUUGAGCAGGAGAUCGUGCUGGUGUGCCGCCCCCCGGAGGGGAUCCCGCCGGCCGAGGUGGAGUGGCUGCGUAAUGAGGAGCUGGUGGACCCGGCGCUGGAUACCAGCGUGUACGUGACGCCGGAGCACAGCCUGGUGGUGCCGCGGGCGCGCCUGGCCGAUACGGCCAACUAUACCUGUGUGGCCAAGAACAUGGUGGCCCGUCGCCGCAGCUCCUCCGCCGCCGUCACCGUGUACGUGAACGGCGGCUGGUCGACUUGGACAGACUGGUCGGCCUGCAGCACCAGCUGUGGACGGGGCUGGCAGAAGCGGAGCCGGAGCUGCACCAACCCAGCGCCCCUCAAUGGGGGAACAUUCUGUGAGGGCCAGAACGUGCAGAAAAACGCCUGCACCACCCUGUGCCCAGUGGACGGCGGCUGGUCAGGCUGGAGCCGGUGGUCGCUGUGCGCUCUGGACUGCACGCACUGGCGGAGCCGCGAGUGUUCGGAGCCAGCGCCUCGCAACGGGGGCCAGGACUGCCAAGGAGCCGAGCUGGAGACCCGCAACUGCACCACCGAGCUCUGCAGCCACGCCGCCUCUGGCCCCGAGGACGUGGCACUGUACGUGGGGCUCAUGGCCGUGGCCGUCUGCCUGGUGCUGCUGCUGCUCGUGGUGGUCCUGGUGUGCUGCCGCAAGAAGGGGGGCCUGGACCCCGACGUGGCCGACUCGUCCAUCCUCACCGCCGGCUUCCAGCCCGUCAGCAGCAAGCCAGCCAAGGCAGGGACGUCCCACCUGCUCACCAUCCAGCCCGACCUCAGCACCACCACCAUGACCUACCAGGGCUCCCUGUGCUCACGCCAGGACGGGCACAGCAAGUUCCAGCUCAGCAACGGGCACCUGCUGAGCCCCCUGGGCGCCGGGCGCCACACCCUGCACCACAGCUCGCCCGCCGCCGAGGGCGUGGAUUUCGUCUCGCGCUUCGCCGCCCAGAGCUGCUUCCGCUCCCUGCCCCGGGGCGCUGCCAACAUGGCCUACGGCACCUUCAAUUUCCUGGGGGGGCGGCUCCUGAUCCCCAACACAGGGAUCAGCCUGCUCAUCCCGCCCGAUGCCAUCCCGCGGGGGAAGAUCUACGAGGUCUACCUGACGCUGCACAAGCAGGAGGACGUGAGGUUGCCCCUCGCCGGCUGCCAGACCCUGCUGAGCCCCAUCGUCAGCUGCGGGCCGCCGGGGGUGCUGCUCACGCGUCCCGCCAUCCUGGCCCUGGGGCACUGCGUGGAGGCCAACGCCGCCGACUGGAGCAUCCGCCUGAAGAAGCAGUCGUGUGAGGGCACCUGGGAGGACGUGCUGCAGGUCGGGGAGGAGGCGGCCUCAGGGCUCUAUUACUGCCAGCUGGAGGCCCAGGCCGCCUACGUCUUCACGGAGCAGCUGGGGCGCUUCGCCCUGGUGGGGGAGUCGCUCAGCAUGGCGGCCGCCAAGCGCCUCAAGCUCCUGCUCUUCGCGCCGGCCUCCUGCAGCUCCCUGGAGUACAGCGUCCGCGUGUACUGCCUCCGCGACACCCCGGACAUGCUCCAGGAGGUGAUGCAGCUGGAGAAGCAGCUGGGGGGGCAGCUGAUCGGAGCCCCCCGCAUCCUGCACUUCAAGGACAGUUACCACAACCUGCGCCUCUCCAUCCACGACAUGCCCAGCUCGCUGUGGAAGAGCAAACUCCUCGCCAGCUACCAGGAGAUCCCCUUCUACCACCUGUGGAGCGGGCUGCAGCCCUACCUGCACUGCACCUUCACGCUGGAACGCCUCAGCCCCAGCACCUGCCAGCUGGCCUGCAAGAUCUGGGUCUGGCAGGUGGAGGGCGACGGGCAGAGCUUCAACAUCAACUUCAACAUCGCCAAGGACACGAGCUUCUCGGACUGGCUGGUGCCCGAGAGCGAGGCCGGCUGCCCAGCCCUGGUGGGCCCCAGUGCCUUCAAGAUCCCCUUCCUCAUCCGCCAGAAGAUCAUCAGCAGCCUGGACACGCCCUGCGCCCGCGGGGCUGACUGGAGAACGCUGGCCCAGAAACUCCACCUGGACAGCCAUCUCGGCUUCUUUGCCUCGCAGGCCAGCCCGACUGCCAUGCUCCUGAACCUGUGGGAGGCGCGACACUUCCCCAGCGGGAACCUGGCACAGCUGGCCGCCGCCGUGGCCGAGGUGGGCAGACAGGACAGUGCCCUCUUCGCCGUCUCGGAGGCCGAGUGCUGA
This is a messenger RNA of Mauremys reevesii (Reeves's turtle), 3033 nucleotides long. It is a transcript of the gene UNC5A, whose product is annotated as unc-5 netrin receptor A. The record is from RefSeq and is a predicted model, not a curated record. Lineage: Eukaryota; Metazoa; Chordata; Testudines; Geoemydidae. Gene Ontology annotation, cellular component: membrane. The transcript is spliced from 16 exons. Gene Ontology annotation, molecular function: netrin receptor activity; protein binding. Bases 316 to 3033 code for a protein of 905 amino acids. Gene Ontology annotation, biological process: anterior/posterior axon guidance; netrin-activated signaling pathway.